AUGUACGGCUUGUAUGUGUGUGUGUGUGUGUGUGUGUGUCUGUGUGUGUGUGUGAGAGAGGUACGUGCUGGGCACCGCUGGGGCCACCUUCGUGCCGGUGGUGGGCUGGACGCCGCUGAAGUCGCUGGAGCAGGCGCCUGCCGCGCUGGUGUUCGGGGUCUACCAGCUGCUGGAGCUCUGCGACGUGAUCCGGCGGCGGCGGAAGAGGGAAAUGACCGGCGUUGGCUUCUUCGUCUUCCCAUCGUGAUGUUCGCUGGAGCGGCUGCGGUGGGUGCUGCGGUCUGUUUUGCGCUGUACCAGAUGAACUACUUCUCGCCGUUGAGCUCUCGUAUUCGAGGGAUCUUCCUGAAGCAUCAGAAGACGGGGAAUCCUUUGGUGGACUCGGUCGCAGAGCACUCUCCGGCGACUGCCCAGGCGUACGAGACCUACCUGGGCAGCUCCAGGUACGUCGCUGCUGUGGGACUGUUCCUGUGCUGGCACCAGGGCACGCCCGCAAAGGUAUUCCCUGUGAUCUUCGCAGGAGUCGCGUACACCUUCUCGCUGAAGAUGAGCCGCCUGAUGAUCAUCUGCGGACCUGCGUGCGGCAUGCUGGCCGCGUACCCGAUCGGCAUCGCGUACGACUGGUGUCUGGAGCAGGUGGUCCGCCUUGUCGCUGGCCCGCGGCCCUCGCCGGCGCGGCAGGCGCUGCCGCCCCGGACUGGGGGCAUGGGCUCCAUCCUCCGGUGCCUUGCGCCUCUGGCCUGCCCUCCGGAGCUCAGCGACCUGGCGGAAGCGAAGGAGCGGCUUGCAUCCCGCUGGCCCCUCCUCGACCGGCCCGUGCGGCUGGCAGUUGCCUUCCUCGUCGUGGGGUCGAGCUUCUCGGUGCUCUUGAACAAGCGGUCCGAGUGGGUGAGGUUCUGCGAAGACCGGUCGUACGGCUUCUCCUCGCCCGGGCUGGUGCAACAGAGCAGGCAGGGGGGGCUCAUAGACGACAAAUACGUGGGGUACAAGUGGCUCAAGAAGAACACGCCGCCCGACGCCCGCGUCCUCUCUUGGUGGGACUACGGCUACCAGAUCACCGGAAUCGGGAACCGGACGUCCAUAGCGGACGGGAACACGUGGAACCACGAGCACAUCGCGACGAUCGGGCGUAUCUUGUCCGGCCCCGAGAAGAAGUCCCACAACACCAUGAAGCAUAUCGCCGACUAUGUUCUUGUGCACGCUGGCCAGCAGGAAACAGACCUCCGCAUCUCCACCCACUUUGCACGCAUCGGCAACUCGAUCUUUCCGGACAUCUGCGGUGACGACGAUCCCACGUGCUCCAGGUACGGCUUCAUGGCUGGAGGCGAGCCGUCCAAGAUGAUGAGGGAGUCUUUCGUCUAUAAGGCGGUGAAGCAUGGAAGAGACGGGAUCAAGCUCAGCUCGAAGCGGUUCGAGCACGUUCACGACACCAAGUAUGGAAUGAUCAGGAUAUUCAAAGUUCUGAACGUGUCUCAGGAGUCCAAGGAUUGGGUGGCAAACCCUGCAAACAGAAAGUGCGAUGCACCUGGGAGCUGGUAUUGUGUGGGGCAGUAUCCUCCAGCGCUGGCCCCUCUUAUCGCGAUGCGGAAGGACUUCGCACAGCUUGAGGAUUUCAACAAGAAGAACAGAGAGAAGAGCGCCUACACGAAGAUGAUAGAGGAGAAGCAGAAGAGGGGCGAGAUCUGA
This is a messenger RNA of Prorocentrum cordatum, 1686 nucleotides long. Lineage: Eukaryota; Dinophyceae; Prorocentrales; Prorocentraceae. The record is from the annotation of a GenBank genome assembly.